Molecule: messenger RNA, 1023 nt
Organism: Chrysoperla carnea
Lineage: Eukaryota; Metazoa; Arthropoda; Insecta; Neuroptera; Chrysopidae
Gene: unc-119
Product: protein unc-119 homolog
Exons: 3
Coding region: 149-808 (219 amino acids)
Biological process (GO): nervous system development; lipoprotein transport; cilium assembly
Cellular component (GO): cilium
Molecular function (GO): lipid binding
Source: RefSeq, a predicted model, not a curated record
GCAUGUCGAUACUUAACUCAUCGUGAAUAUUCCACAUUCCAAUACAAAAAUUAAAGCUUGAGAAUUGUUAGGAGUUUACAAUAUUCGAAUUAUUUUAAUUUUAUGUUUUGAAUUAAAUGCAUGAAAAUAUCAAUUAAAAUUUGUUAAAAUGAGUUGUGUGAGUAAUAGUCGUGGAUCUGUACAAACAAAAUCGCGAGAUGAAGUUACGGAUGAAAUACAAAAUGAGAAAAUAACACCAGAGGAUGUUCUUAGGCUAACAAAAAUCGCAGAUCAUUAUUUGUGUUCACCAGAUGCAAAUAUUUAUGAAAUAGACUUUACCAGAUUUAAAAUACGCGAUUUGGAAAGUGGUGCCGUAUUAUUUGAAAUUGCAAAACCUACAGUUGAAAGUAAUAAUCAAGACUCAAAUCCAGACAAUAAAGAUCCACAGGACAAUGAGGAAGCAGUGGAUUUGAAUGCUGGACGUUUUGUUCGGUAUCAAUUUACACCACAAUUUUUAAAAUUGAAGACUGUUGGUGCCACUGUUGAAUUCACAGUGGGAUCAAGACCUGUGAAUAGAUUUCGAAUGAUUGAACGUCAUUUCUUUAGAGAUAAGUUAUUGAAAACUUUCGAUUUUGAAUUUGGAUUUUGUAUACCACAUUCCCGAAAUACAUGCGAACACAUUUAUGAAUUCCCUACGUUGGCACCCGAACUAGUGCAAGAAAUGAUAAAUAAUCCUUUUGAAACACGAUCAGAUUCGUUUUACUUCGUGGAUGAUACUCUAGUUAUGCACAAUAAGGCUGACUACGCUUAUAAUGGAGGUCCAGCUUAAAGGUUAAACAAAAUGCUCUCGCUAAAAGGCACAAAUUGUCCGAAGCAGCAGUCCAACACACUCAGUAAUUAUUUUUAAAUUUAAAAAAAAUAACGAAAAUAUUUCUUACAGAUUGAAAUUAAAAAAAAAAAAAAAAACAAUUCCACAUAUUUAUUAUUAAGCACUUUAAAAAUAUAUUUCACCCUCUUGCCUUUUUACACCACCAAAAAUUUGUU